Molecule: messenger RNA, 171 nt
Organism: Lichtheimia ornata
Lineage: Eukaryota; Fungi; Mucoromycota; Mucoromycetes; Mucorales; Lichtheimiaceae
Exons: 1
Source: RefSeq, a predicted model, not a curated record
AUGUCGCCACCAGCCAAACUGGAUCUGAGGGUCGACCUCUUCGACGACGACGACCAAACAAAUAUUUUUUGGGCUGUUUACGACAUUGAACGCGAAACUUUCACACAAGGUGCUGUUGGCCAAGCCGAGUCCAUUGCUCUAUUCAAAACCCCACGUUUCAUUGUGAAAUCU